Molecule: messenger RNA, 531 nt
Organism: Morchella sextelata
Lineage: Eukaryota; Fungi; Ascomycota; Pezizomycetes; Pezizales; Morchellaceae
Exons: 1
Coding region: 1-531 (176 amino acids)
Source: RefSeq, a predicted model, not a curated record
AUGUCAAACACUGCUGCUCCCGAUGCUUCGUCCAGCCCAGGUCUGACAGAAUCCGGCCUCUCCCCGGACCAAACCGCCACUCUCGACCUUGUUGCUCUUCAAAUAAGCCAUCUCCAGGACAUUGGCCGACUCAUCGAAAUGCUACGUAACUCCGACCCCGACCAGGCCGCGCAUAUCAUGUUCAGGGCUCCCUGUGAGCUACGCUGCUUCCAAGACCAAACGCUUUAUCUGGCUCUCCGCGAAAUCUGCGAUUGUUAUGAGUAUCUCCGCACAGCGGCCGCCGGUGGACAACAUCUCACCGAUAUCCUUGAAUUCAUGGCCGAAAUUAGUCCUCGUCUUCAGCUUGUGAUUACCGCGAUGAGGUUUAUGUUGCUGAACCCGGCCAGUGCGUAUAACGAUCUUUAUGAACCGCUUGCAGCCGAUGUACUCGCUGUUGACGCUAGGUUCUGUCGCGCCACCAUCAGAUCGAUGCACGGGGAACCCGGUGAGCCCCUGAUCAGCGGGCGUAGAGUGGAAGAGCGGUUUCUGUAA